Messenger RNA from Homalodisca vitripennis (glassy-winged sharpshooter), 1112 nucleotides. Its product is annotated as zinc finger BED domain-containing protein 4-like. The record is from RefSeq and is a predicted model, not a curated record. The transcript is spliced from 2 exons. Lineage: Eukaryota; Metazoa; Arthropoda; Insecta; Hemiptera; Cicadellidae. Bases 54 to 536 code for a protein of 160 amino acids. Gene Ontology annotation, molecular function: protein dimerization activity.
AAAGUAAAACCUUAAGACUUUGCACAUUCCUCGAUCCCCGCUAUAAACAUCACAUGUUUCUAGAAGAAUCUACAACCAUUGAAAUCAAGAAAGACCUGUGUGAUUUAUUAGUUGGAGUCAUAAAUCAAAAAAGAAAUGAACAAAAUCCUGAGGACCUCAGUGAUAAUGAAGUUGAACCAGACCAAGAAACAGAAUCUACCGAGAAAAAGAUUUCAGUUUGGGAUGAUGUUGAGGAAAUAAUUGCUAAAGUGAAACCGAAAUCCAAUCCCACUUCAAUGGCAAUCCAAGAGAUACAAAAAUACAUGGAUGACAGUCCAAUAUCUAGGAAAAAGGAUCCACUGGAGUGGUGGAAAUGCCACAAAAACAUUUAUCCCCAUCUAGCCACAGUAUUUAUUCGGAGCUGUGGCAUUGUCGCAACAUCCGUCCCUUGUGAGAGGAUGUUCUCUAAAGCUGGUUAUUUUAUAAGUGACAGAAGAACCCGUUUAACAACAAAAAAAGUAAAUGAACUGAUGUUUUUAAACACAAACCUAAAGUAGACCAAGACUUUUAAAACUGCAACUCUGGUGAAUCGAGGGUAGGCCUACAGUUCUUCGAAACUCAUUGUUUUGUAUGUAAUUACACCUACAUAAUUAAUAUUAAUGACUCUAGUUGAUCUUUUGAUAUUUUUUCUAUUAUGAUGUUAUGAAGUACUAUCUUAUUAUAAUUAUGUCAUUUCUGUUAAUUUGUUCCUAUUUCGUAUUUAAUGCCUAAGUAUAAGUUACCUCAAACAAAACAGACUGAUACAUGUUAUUUUUUCGUAAUUUAGAUGUGUUUUUUAUAAUGUUAUUCGAUACAAGAAAUAUUGAUUCUCGGAAAUGAUUUUUCUUUAUAUAUGGUUUGUAUAUAGUUAGUUACAGUUAUCUGCAAUAUGUUUUUUCAUUUAGGUUAUUUGCACAUAAAGGAAUCCCAAAGACUUUUGUGAUGUUAGCAAUCAUAAAAAGAUUAAAUAGAUGGUUUGUUUAAGAUUGUUGGUAUAUUAUUUAAAAUAUACUUGUUACUCUCGUAAAUACGAAAUAAACAACAGCUGAAAACCCUAAUUGGAAUUUCUGAGUUUUUUUAUGAACCUGACUUUA